AUGUCCCUUCUCGAAGAGUCGUUCGAGGCGCCCGCGCCCGCGCUCGCGCCACUGUCCGCAGCGCCACCAACCCCGAUUCAGACGUUCCAACUGCGCCGUGAGAUCGGCGGCCUGCCAACUGAACUCGUCCUCCAGACCUUUGACGACCGCAUUUUCGUCGUUGUGACGCAGAGCGGUAAGGUUGGAUGUCUCACACAAGCGUCCCUGCCCCCAGUGCACCAGCUCCUGGCACCGCCGGCAAGCGCACCCGGCGACGCAAAGCUCGCGGCCCUUCCACCCCCUCCAGCUAGUAUCGCACUCACGCCCCUCCUCGGAAGCCCGCCGGACGCGGCACUGCACGAUCUCUACGUGUCACAGAUCGCUACGCUCGUGUGGUGGGCCCUCCAACUAGUGCAUGCGCCGCGCCGCGCUGUCGUUGUUGGCCUUGCUCUCAAGCGUAUUGGGGAGGGCGUCACCGACGAAGAGCGCGCGCGCUUCGGCGGUGUCAUGGAUAUGGUGGCGGCAUGGCCCGGGCCUCAACAGAGCUCGAGAUAG
Molecule: messenger RNA, 534 nt
Organism: Cutaneotrichosporon cavernicola
Lineage: Eukaryota; Fungi; Basidiomycota; Tremellomycetes; Trichosporonales; Trichosporonaceae
Exons: 2
Coding region: 1-534 (177 amino acids)
Biological process (GO): proteasome assembly
Source: RefSeq, a predicted model, not a curated record